AAUUCCUUUUGCACCAUUCAACUGCAUUAGAAAACUAGCUGCUCCUCCUCUCCUUUGCAUAUGGAUUUAUCUCCAGCUUUUUAAUGAUUCAAUUAAAGACUCAAAUUUCUUACAGAGGAAAAAUAAUUGAAAAGGGAGGCUUGAAUUUAGUCACAAGGGAUACAAAUUCCUUUCAGAUAUUAAAUGCUCAAAAAGUGGUAAAUUAGGAAUAUUUAAUAUAGGAAGUUUAUAUGGCAUUUGGACUUCCUUCUGGAUUUUGUAUGGAGUUUUUUCAAUUCUCGCAAUUUAGUGGCCUUUCUGUUGCAAAAGUGGAAACUCGUCAUCAUCUGCUUUAGUAGACCAAAAACUGACUUUUUAAAGAGAUUAAAAGGAAAGUUCUGAUCUGGGUGAGACAUGGCUGAAAACUGGAAGAACUGUUUUGAAGAAGAGCUUAUAUGUCCUAUUUGUCUGCAUGUCUUUGUGGAACCUGUCCAACUUCCUUGUAAGCACAAUUUUUGUAGGGGAUGCAUAGGAGAGGCUUGGGCCAAAGAGUCGGGGCUAGUGCGUUGUCCUGAGUGUAAUCAGGCUUACAACCAGAAGCCCAAUCUUGAAAAGAACUUAAAAUUGACCAACAUUGUGGAGAAAUUCAACUCUCUUAAUUUGGAAAAGACUCCCUCAGUCUUACAUUGUGUCUUCUGCCGCCGUGGGCCACCUUUGCCUGCACAGAAGAUCUGUCUAAGGUGUGAAGCUCCAUGCUGUCAAUCCCACGUUCAGACACACCUGCAACAGCCUUCUACAGCACGUGGGCACCUCUUGGUGGAGGCGGAUGACGUCAGGGCUUGGAGUUGCCCCCAGCACAAUGCUUACCGACUGUAUCAUUGUGAAGCUGAACAGGUUGCUGUUUGCCAGUUCUGUUGCUACUACAGUGGUGCACACCAAGGGCACUCAGUAUGUGACGUGGAGAUCCGACGCAAUGAGAUUAGGAAGAUGCUGGUAAAGCAGCAGGACCGUCUGGAAGAGCGUGAACAAGACAUUGAGGAGCAGCUGUACAAGUUGGAAUCUGACAAGCGCCUGGUUGAAGAGAAGGUGAGCCAGCUGAAGGAUGAGGUGCGCCUACAGUAUGAGAAGAUGCAUCAGAUACUUGAUGAGGACCUGCGCAAAACAAUGGAGAUCCUUGACAAGGCCCAAGCCAAAUUCUGCAAUGAGAAUGCUGCCCAGGUGCUGCAUUUGAGCGAACGCAUGCAGGAGGCCAAGAAACUGCUAAGCUCUGUUCAGGUCAUGUAUGACAAGACAGAAGACAUCAACUUCAUGAAGAAUACAAAGUCGGUGAAGAUCUUGAUGGAUAGGACUCAGAACUGCACAGGAGGCAGUCUGCCCCCUCCUAAGAUUGGCCACCUCAAUUCCAAGCUCUUCCUGAAUGAGAUUGCCAAGAAGGAAAAACAAUUGCGGAAGCUCCUGGAAGGUCCCUUCAGUACCCCUGUGCCAUUCCUGCAGAGCAUCCCUAUGUACCCCUGCAGCGUCAGUAACUCAGGAGCCGAGAAACGCAAGCACUCCACAGCUUUCCCAGAAGCCAGCUUCUUGGAGCCAUCCUCGGGACCCGUUGCCAACCAGUACGUCAGCCAGGGGGCUUCGGCUGGUGAAGGCCAGUCUGCACAACCCAUGGUGCCUUGUAGCUCCACGCAGCACAUAGUGGGACUCCCCAGUGGCCCCCAACCAGUUCACUCCAGCUCCAUGUUCAAUCCUUCUCACUAUCCCAACAGCACAUCAUCUCAGCAGUCCGUGCUGUCUCAGUAUGGUGGGCGCAAAAUUCUUGUCUGCUCAGUGGACAACUGUUACUGUUCCUCCGUAUCUAAUCACAGUGGGCAUCAGCCCUAUCCACGAUCCGGCCACUUUCCAUGGACAGUGUCAUCACAGGAAUAUUCCCACCCACUCCCACCUGCUCCAUCUGUACCUCAGUCGCUUCCAGGAUUGGCAGUGAGAGAAUGGAUUGAUGCAUCUCAGCAACAUGGACGCCAGGAUUUCUAUAGAGUUUAUGGUCAGCCUUCCACCAAACACUAUGUCACCAGUUAACCAUCUGGUCUUGGUAAAAUCCUGUUGAUUUUUGAAUUUUUUUAAUCUAGUUUUUGUUGUUUUAAAUCAAAUUCAUUUCCAUCUAUCCCUAGCACAUGCCAGAUUCAGAGUGGGGCAUUGUUGUCAUCUAUUAUUUCUAAUUUAAUUCUUUAAAAUUCCUUUCUUUGUAUCAGGUUGGGGAUGGGAAACUGAUGGGAAAAAUUAACAAGAAUUUCAGUCAAGUAUUUGCUUUGGAUCAUGUGACAUGCUACUUUCCUGAGGGGAAAGCUUAAAGGGACAGAUGAUCCUUUUUAUUUCAAAGUCUGGGCUCUUUGGUUUUCUUUUUAAUUAUUUUUUCCUUCCCAUUUUUAAGACAAAUUUCUAUCAUUGAUUCAUUAAGAAAUGACACUUGUAGAGGUUUUUUUAAGGCUGAUUUUUUUUGUGUGUUAAAAGGCCACGUAUCGUACAUAUUGGCAUUUUUUUCUUCUUUCAGAGAUUUGUAAAUACACAAUGGCAGGAAAUGAAAUGCACAAAAAAGGGAAAAGAAACUUAAAAAAAAAAUUAAAAAUCUGUUUUAGUUUCCAGGAGGGAAGUGUGUGCCUAAGUACACACAUGGCUUCCUGUGUUUUGUUGAUGCAACUUCCUCUAACAAGCACUUUGUAUUAAAAAAAAAGGACUUCCUGUUAUAAGAUGCAGGUAUUUAUUCUGUAACCAAUUUUAGAACACACACACAAAAUAUUCAAAUAAAUGUGAUCACUUAGUGCAAUGCCUGGUUCUGGUUUGCCUGUGUGGGCAUUACUGUACCCAACUGUGUCUGACAAUAAGGAUAUGUUGCUCAGAAAGGAAUCCGAUAGCCUUUAAAAAAUAGAUCACACUCUUCUUUGUCUAUGCAUUCCCUUGGGAAUAACUCUAAAUAGAUACUCAGUAAUGGGGUAAACAUUGAAAAAAUGGGUUGAACUACAGUAUCUGGCAGUAUCCUAUUUCUUAUUCAGUGAAAUAGGAAUGUCAUUUCUUUUUGGAUGUAAUGAAAACAUAUGGACCAAACAUGAAUCAUAACAGUAGUUCAGAAUAAAAAAAUACAUAUAAUGUAUGGGUGCUAUAAUUAAGAAUGAUAUGCACAUUGCAUAAUGGUCAGAUUUUGCUUCUUAUUUGCUAAAACCUGGUUAAAAUCUAAAAAUGUGAGAUUUGCAAAUUAAGAAAGAUAUGGUCAUAUUAAUUUGAUAAUCAAUGCAGUGCCAUAUUUUGUUUCUUGGGGGUAUCUCUUUCAUUUA
Messenger RNA from Protobothrops mucrosquamatus (brown spotted pit viper), 3299 nucleotides. RefSeq names its product tripartite motif containing 8 (gene TRIM8). Bases 394 to 2049 code for a protein of 551 amino acids. The record is from RefSeq and is a predicted model, not a curated record. Lineage: Eukaryota; Metazoa; Chordata; Lepidosauria; Squamata; Viperidae. The transcript is spliced from 7 exons.